Molecule: messenger RNA, 609 nt
Organism: Apiotrichum porosum
Lineage: Eukaryota; Fungi; Basidiomycota; Tremellomycetes; Trichosporonales; Trichosporonaceae
Exons: 5
Coding region: 1-609 (202 amino acids)
Biological process (GO): intermembrane lipid transfer; ceramide transport
Cellular component (GO): cytoplasm; cytosol; membrane
Molecular function (GO): ceramide 1-phosphate transfer activity; ceramide 1-phosphate binding
Source: RefSeq, a predicted model, not a curated record
AUGGCCCAGCCCCAGUUCUUCCAGACCAUCUCCAAGUCGUUCGUCGACGUGCCCAUUACUGAGGCCGGUGUCGACACCGCUGCCUUCCUCGAGGCUUCGGAGAACCUUGUCAAGAUCUUCACCCUCUUUGGCAACCCGGCGUUCAGCGUGGUCCAGAAUGACCUCAACGGCAACAUCACUAAGGUGCGCAACUACCUCCUCGCCAACCCCGUCGAGGCCGACACCCUCGAGAAGCUGCUCGCGCACGACAAGGCCACCCACCCCAAGCAGAAGGAGCGUGUGGCCACCGACGCGCUCAUGUGGCUCCUCCGCGGUCUCAAGUUCACCGCCAUGGGCCUGCGCUUCAACCAGACCAACCAGACCGAGGAGCUCAGCGUCUCGUUCACCAAGGGCUACGAGGGCUCGCUCAAGAAGUUCCACGGCAUGCUCGUCCGUCCCGUCUUCGGCCUCGCCAUGAAGGCCUGCCCUUACCGCGCCACCUUCUACCCCAAGCUCGGCGAGCCCCAGGAGGAGGUCCUCCCCCAGCUCGAGGCCUGGCUCUCGGCCCUCGAGGCCAUUGUCGCCCGCGAGGCCAAGGUCUUUGCGGACAACAGCUACGGCGAGAUCUAA